This is a messenger RNA of Musca domestica (house fly), 1001 nucleotides long. Its product is annotated as distal membrane-arm assembly complex protein 2. The coding region runs from base 90 to 932 and encodes 280 amino acids. The transcript has a single exon. The record is from RefSeq and is a predicted model, not a curated record. Lineage: Eukaryota; Metazoa; Arthropoda; Insecta; Diptera; Muscidae.
AAAAAAGCAACAAAAAACAGAUCAAGAACACAUAACACAAGACAAUUAAACAAAUUCAGCAAAAUUAUUAAAUAAAACUCGAAAAUAAUAUGUUAAAAUUGUACAACGGUGCUUUGAGGCACUCUUCCCGACGUUGUAUUUCGCUGACAGCAUGCCGAAACAACGAAGAAACCAACAACAGAGAAUCAGCCACAUUGAAAAGAAUACGCGAGGAACUGGCCAAAGAAAAAGCUGCCCUCAAAUGGCGUAAGACCAAUGAAGAAGUCGGAGAUGUUACAACCAAAUUAAAAUACUUUGCCAAUAAUGAGCAGACCUCGGAUUUUAUAUUGCUCAUGCAAAGACCCUUUGAACUAAAUCCCAAAAAAUGGCUUGCCAUGUGGGAAAAGAAAAAGGAGAAAGAUGAACGGCAUAUGCAAAAAUUCCUCGCCGAGCGUCAUGAAAUUUUGGGACCAGAUCUGGCCACAGCCCAUUUCAUUCUACAUCGUGGUGGUUUGGUGAAAUUUGUUAAUGCCCAGCACUGGACAAAGGCAGAUGAGGAUAACAAUUUUAAAGUACCCAAUCAAUAUGACCCCAGUUUUAAAUUGGAAGCCAUACGUUGUGAUAAUAUGCGUCUCUACUAUGAGGGAUUGGAGAAUAUACGGUGGUUGCAACAUCUUAAAUUUGCCUCCUUUCAUAAUGUCCUCAGUUUCGACGAUUGGUGUUUGGAUCGAUUUUCCGGUUCCCAGUGUGCUAAUCUCGAGGUAUUGGACAUCUCGGGGACUCAAUGUACGGCCCGGGGUCUCUCUUGCCUCUAUCGUCUGCACAAUCUUAAGCUGUUAAUUGUCAACGAUCCCAAAGAAUCGCUGGAAUAUGAACUGACAUGUUCAAUGUUACAGGAGACAUUACCAAAAUUGAAAAUAGUCGAUGCAGCUUCUGUACAUAAUUUACAGUAAUAUUACAAAAAAAAAGAUAUAUUAUUUACAAUAAAUUAUUUAACAAAAUUUAUAGAAAUCGAAGAAAAA